AUGGACAAGCCGGUACGCGACUCGACCUUGGGUCUUGAGGGACCGAUUCUUCCCAACGAGAAAGAUGCUUCACACCUCGACACCGACAAUAGCCGUGCUCCUCCUGGACCGCAUGUCCCCAUCUACAACCCCGUCGAGCUCGCCUCCGAGACUGAUCUGUCUUUGGGCAGCAUCUUGAAAGGGACUGCGGCGAAACCACUUACCAACUUCGAAAAGAAGGCUGCACUGAUCAAUGCCGAGUUGGACAAGUUCGGAUUAGGAAGGUAUCAAUUAUGCAUAUGGUUUCUGUGCGGCUUCGGAUACUUCCUCGACCUCGCCUGGUCGCAGGGCGUUGGCUUGAUUGCUACCGCGGUGUAUCAAGAGAUGAAUGUGCCCGACAAUCAGACCGGUACCAUCUGGUCAUGUGCAAAUGCUGGUCUGGCCAUUGGCGCUUUGGCCUGGGGAAUCUUGGUUGAUAUCAUCGGAAGACGGUGGGCCUUCAAUCUCACCUGCCUGAUAACCUCUAUCUUCGGGCUCUUGCUUGCUGCCCCAAAGUUUAACUACGGCGCAAUUUGCGGGAUCUACUUCCUGGCUUCUCUGGGUCUUGGAGGUAACAUUCCCAUUGACGCGACCAUCGCCCUCGAAUUCCUCCCCCAAAACCGCCGAAACCUCGUCUCCCUCCUGUCAAUGUGGCAACCCAUUGGUGUUGUGGCGGCUUCUGGCAUUGCAUACGGAACAGCUGCUAAGUGGCGAUGCGAUCCUACUCUUCCCUCUUGCCAUGCGGUUGCCAACGGCGAGGCAUGCUGCACGGUCUCCUCGAACAUGGGUUGGCGCUACGAGGUCAUUGUGCUUGGCUGCAUGACUUUGCUCGUCUUCUUCCUUCGAUACUUCGUCUUCCAUUUCCACGAGUCGCCAAAGUUCCUCUUGAGCCGAGGCAAGGAAGCAGAGGCCAUUGAAGUACUUCACAAGAUAGCCAAAUUCAACGGUGCGACGCCUCCAACUUUGACCAUGGAGUAUUUCCAUGCCAUCGACGAGGCGGCUUCCCAAAAUUCUGCUGCCAAAACUACUGCAGCAAUGAACAGGAAUGUCCUCAAGAACUUCGUAGCUAGCUUCAAACACUUGAAGGGACUAUUCCUCAACAGACUGCAGCUCUUCAUCUGGAUUCUUUUGGCGAUCGCUUAUAUGGGUGACUACUGGUCCUUCAACUUGGCAGGAUCAUUCCUUCCGAUCAUUCUCCUGCGAAACAAUGUCAGCAGCGGUCAGGGUACUGUUACAGACACGUACCGGCAAUAUGUCUACAUCUACCUCCCAGGUAUUCUAGGCGCCAUCGUUGCGUUGAUAUCUGUGCAAUUGCCUUUGGUUGGAAGAAAGUGGUCACUGGUCUUUUCCGCCAUCUGUCAGGGUCUCGCUAUGGCGAUGUACACGCAAGUCCAAACAACCGCUGGUUAUGUUGGUCUUAAUGCGUUUGAAUACGUCAUGCAAACGUACUUCAAUGCAGUUCUCUAUGCCUCGGCCCCCGAGCUCUUCGACACGACGUACCGUGGUAGCGCUACCGGCAUGCUUUCAUGUCUUGGAAGGUUGGCUGGCAUUGCGGCGCCAUUCGCCGGAGAACACUACUUAGGUGAGAAGAGCGCAGGUAUAUUGUGGCUCGGUGCCGGUGGCAUCUGGCUUGCGGCAUUCACCAUGGUAUUCCUGCCCGUCGAGAUGAAGAACAGGCAAAUGUUUUGA
Messenger RNA from Cladophialophora yegresii CBS 114405, 1707 nucleotides. RefSeq lists its product as uncharacterized. The record is from RefSeq and is a predicted model, not a curated record. NCBI's taxonomy places the organism in Eukaryota, Fungi, Ascomycota, Eurotiomycetes, Chaetothyriales, Herpotrichiellaceae. Gene Ontology annotation, molecular function: transmembrane transporter activity. The transcript is spliced from 4 exons. Gene Ontology annotation, biological process: transmembrane transport. The coding region runs from base 1 to 1707 and encodes 568 amino acids.